GCAGUUGGCAGUUCUGCCUCUCGUCCUCAACAACCCGUGAGCCAAAAUAAUUUUUUUUUCCUACACAAAAUCAAAAUACACAAAAAUUCUUACAAUACAGUGAUGUUAUUUGAAAAUCAAACCCUAAAACCCUCUUGGCUUUGGACAUUUUUCACACUAAUACCCUCAGUGCUUUCUAUAUCCAAACACCCAAUUUUAAUCGUAGUAAGUUUCGAUGCAUUUAGAUACAAUUUUUUUGAUACCGAACAAUUACCCUACAUGGAACUUAUAAGGCAUAAAGGGGUAUAUGCAGACUUUUUAGUCAAUGUAUUUCCGACUAAAACAUUUACGAAUCACCAUACAAUCUCUACGGGUUUGUAUGCAGAAUCUCACGGGGUUGUAGGCAAUAGUUUCUACGAUCCCCUUUAUAAAAAAGUUAUAAAAAUUGGACCUGAGAUGUACAAUUACAAUGUUGAUGUGAAACCAAUAUGGAGGUUAAACGAAGAUAUGGGGGACGAGAGAUAUUCAGCAACAGUUAUGUGGCCAGGUGCAAUAUUUUCCUAUCAAAAUAAAAAUGUCACUUGGAGAUUGCCAUUUGAAAGUGGAUACGAUUGGCACGAGAGAGUAGAUCACGUUAUAACAUGGAUAACUGAUCCUAAUAAACCAGCAAAUCUUGUCAUGCUGUAUUUUGAAGAGCCUGACACUCAUGGGCACGCAUUUGGACCAAAUUCACCUGUAGUUAAGGAUUUGAUUCACAAGCUGGACAAUAUUACUGGAUAUUUAAACCAACAAAUUAACUCCCAUGGGUUGAGCGAAAAUGUAAACGUAAUAUUUGUAAGUGACCAUGGUAUGACUGCAGUAACACCACCACGUUUUCUAAAUAUAACUCAAUAUAUUACUAAUGGAACUUAUAUAUGGGCUGGAGUUAGUCCAGUAAUUCAAAUUAUACCAAACGAAGGUUUUCACGACACAAUUUACAAUUCGUUAACGGCAGCCGCAAAAGAAAAUGGGCAUUUUAAAGUUUACAACAAAUCCGAAUAUCUUGAAAGGUGGCACCUUAAAAACAACAGGCGUGCAGCACCCAUUCUAGUUGUCGCAGAUAUCGGUUAUGCAUUUGACGAUCUUAUCAGGGACGCCCCUAAAUAUGCUGAAAAAUAUAAUUUUACUUUGACUAAUUCUUCUGAGUUUGGCGUACACGGUUACGACUACAUGGAACCCGAGAUGCACCCUUACUUUAUGGCAAUAGGGCCGAAAAUCAAACAGCAAACCAAAGUGGAACCUUUCCAAACCGUAGAUCUUUUCAAUGUAUUUUGUGCCAUUCUUGAUAUACCACCUACAGAUAACAACGGCACAAUGUUACCAGUACAGCAAAUUUUACAGGAAACUACUGGCAAAUACAGUAUCGGUACUGUUGUAAUGAUUUCAGGCGGCUUCAGCUUCUACGCUAAACUGCAGACUAUAAUUUUAUUUGUAUUUCUCACUGAAGUAAUUGUUUUUCAACAUUUCGGUUUUCAAAUUCUAGUUAUUAUUUGUGUUUUGUUUUUAAAAUUUUAUUUUUUGUUUUAUCAUUUAAAUAAGGUUUUUGACAUUUUAUCUGUUUUUAAUGUGUGUAUUCAAGGUUUUAUAAACCGGACACGAAUUAUUUAUGAUAUUUCAGCAAAGUCACUUCAUUCAUACUUCUGCUCUUUACCUCAUUUAAAGGGCUGUGGUUAUUUCAAUAACCGAACAAAAGCAUGCAUGACAAAUUUAUAAACUUUGCUGAAAUAUUGUGUGCACUUUUGAAAGAAUAUUCUAUUGUAGCCAAUGAAACACUUGAAACAAAAUGACAGGAAUGCAGGUGAUAGAGCAUGCCAAAAAAUUAAAAUUAAAGAUAUUGUAACGUUUUAGAGUGAAAAAUGCACACGUGGGUGAUAUUAGCCAUAGACUUUGUUAACUAUUUUUUGAUUGUAGCUCGAGUCAUGUAUAAAACUAUGAUUAUAAAAUAAAACCGCAUUUUUUUUUGCCAAGAAGUAUUACAUUAAAAAAAAAAAACAUCAACAGCAAUUAAUCAUUAUCAUAUAAAAAAAAAACUAUAACCUUAGUCUUAAUCCUAAAAUGAAACCCAGAAAUACAAUUAAAAAAGGUUAAUAUUGUUACUGCACAAUUCCCUGUAGCCUUCCGCUAAGUACUUUUUCAAAGUGGGUUCCGUCAUAGUAGAUCUUGCCACAUUCUUCACAUAUGUAAAAAAAGUCAUAGUUGCGGAUCACUGAUAUAGGAACAGCGUCGAUUUUUAUUUUUAUUCCUAGCCUAGUUUGACAAAGACCAAUGUCUAUCUUCA
Messenger RNA from Ceutorhynchus assimilis (cabbage seed weevil), 2296 nucleotides. NCBI's taxonomy places the organism in Eukaryota, Metazoa, Arthropoda, Insecta, Coleoptera, Curculionidae. The record is from the annotation of a GenBank genome assembly.